Molecule: messenger RNA, 1542 nt
Organism: Trichosurus vulpecula (common brushtail)
Lineage: Eukaryota; Metazoa; Chordata; Mammalia; Diprotodontia; Phalangeridae
Product: cytochrome P450 1A1-like
Exons: 6
Coding region: 13-1542 (509 amino acids)
Biological process (GO): progesterone metabolic process; hormone biosynthetic process
Molecular function (GO): iron ion binding; heme binding; steroid 17-alpha-monooxygenase activity
Source: RefSeq, a predicted model, not a curated record
UACUUCUUGAAAAUGAUGUUUGAUGUAGAAAUCAUUUCCAAAGAGGUGACCAUUCCUCUUUUAGCUUUGGCGAUAGUUUUUGUUUUUGCAAAAGCAUUGGGAAACAGGAACAAAAAGCAGAAGUCUCCUCCAGGCCCAUGGCCAUUCCCCAUAAUAGGGAAUCUUCUUCAACUUGGAGAUCAUCCUUAUCUUACAUUUAUGGAGAUGAGGAAGAAAUAUGGUGAUGUAUUUCUUAUCAAACUGGGAAUGGUCCCAGUGGUUGUGGUGAAUGGUGUAGAAAUGGUGAAGAAAGGCCUACUCAAAGAUGGAGAGAAUUUUGCUGGCAGACCCCACAUGCAUACAUUUUCUUUCUUUGCUGAGGGCAAAAGUCUUUCAUUUUCAGUCAACUAUGGAGAGAGUUGGAAACUCCAUAAGAAAAUUGCCAUAAAUGCCUUAAGAUCAUUUUCCAAAGCAGAAGCAAAAUCUUCUACUUGCUCUUGUAUCCUGGAAGAACAUGUCACUGAAGAAGUUUCUGAACUGGUAAAAGUCUUCACAAAACUGUCAUUGAAGCAAGGCAGCUUUGACCCUAAAAAUUCCAUUACUUGUGCUGUUGCUAAUGUUGUCUGUGCCUUAUGCUUUGGCAAGAGGUAUGACCACUAUGAUGAGGAGUUUCUCAGAGUGAUUAAAACAAAUGAAGAAUUGCUGAAAGCCUCCAGUGCAGCUAACCCAGCUGAUUUCAUUCCGUGUUUUCGCUACCUCCCACUGCGUAUCAUAAAUGCUCCCCGUGAGUUUUAUCAACAACUAAAUUGGUUUAUUGAACAGCAUGUACAAAAUCAUAUUACUACGUAUGAUAAGAUGGGGGAUGCUUUGGUUAGUAUAUGUCAUGAAAAAAGUGCCACAGCAAAGACUGCUGCCUUAAGUGACAAGGAAAUCAUGAGUACUGUGAGUGACAUCUUUGGAGCUGGGUUUGAAACAGUAUCAACAGUUCUAAAUUGGAGCUUUCUGUACUUGAUUUACUACCCAGAAGUACAAGCAAAAAUCCAUGAAGAAAUUGAUGGAAAUAUUGGCCUCAAACCACCCAGAUUUGAAGACAGAAAUAAUUUACCCUACACAGAAGCUUUUAUAAAUGAAGUCUUCAGGCAUACCACAUUCAUGCCCUUCACUAUCCCUCACUGUGCUACCACGGAUAGUACUCUCGGUGGAUAUUUCAUUCCUCGGAAAACCAGUGUGUUUUUUAACAUGUAUCAGGUAAACCAUGAUGAAACUCUUUGGGAGAAUCCUGACUCAUUCCAACCAGAGAGAUUUCUAAAUGAAAGUGGCAAGCUGAAUAGAAGUCUGGUUGAGAAAGUUUUGAUUUUUGGAAUGGGCAUUAGGAAGUGCUUGGGAGAAGAUGUUGCUCGAAAUGAAGCUUUCAUUUUUAUUGCCAGUAUCUUGCAGCAGCUAGAGUUGAAGAAAUGUCCAGGAGCUCAGCUAGAUUUGACACCUAUAUAUGGAUUAGUCAUGAAGACCAAACCUUAUCAACUCACAGUAGAGCCUCGCUUCCUCGGGAAUUCCUCAACUUAG